Messenger RNA from Meriones unguiculatus (Mongolian gerbil), 18103 nucleotides. RefSeq names its product potassium inwardly rectifying channel subfamily J member 6 (gene Kcnj6). Gene Ontology annotation, cellular component: plasma membrane. Bases 372 to 1625 code for a protein of 417 amino acids. Gene Ontology annotation, molecular function: G-protein activated inward rectifier potassium channel activity. Gene Ontology annotation, biological process: potassium ion import across plasma membrane; regulation of monoatomic ion transmembrane transport. Lineage: Eukaryota; Metazoa; Chordata; Mammalia; Rodentia; Muridae. The record is from RefSeq and is a predicted model, not a curated record. The transcript is spliced from 3 exons.
GUAAUGCUCUGCCUGUGUGAUUGUCUCUAAUUCCCGGAGAGCAAAGGUCUGUCUGAUUGAGUCCAUGGCAUGUGUCAGUAUUGCUUCACGAAAUGCUCAAAACUCACCUGGGCUGGGUUCAGGUUUCCAGACUGAAACUGCUGCCCAAGAAUGGAGCUAAAGAAUGGAAAUGGAUUUGUUUUGUGUUGCUCCUUUUGGUGUUGGGAAUCCACAAUGCUUUUGGCCUGAUUCGUCAGUCAUGUAGCUAAGUUGGACGAUGUUUUCCAUGUGCUUAUCCCAUGGGCUGGGCGGAGUGAAAAGAAAGGGAUGCUGAGUCAUCGUAAAACCUUCAGGUACCACUCAGAGCUUCCCAACAAACAAGAACAGAUUGCAUGAAGGCUAAUGUCCUGGAGGGCGACUCCAUGGACCAGGACGUGGAAAGCCCAGUGGCCAUUCACCAACCAAAGUUGCCUAAGCAGGCCAGGGACGACCUUCCGAGACACAUCAGCCGAGACAGGACCAAAAGGAAAAUCCAGAGGUACGUGAGGAAAGACGGGAAGUGUAACGUCCACCACGGCAACGUUCGGGAGACGUACCGGUACUUGACGGACAUCUUCACCACCCUGGUGGACCUAAAGUGGAGAUUCAACCUGCUUAUCUUUGUCAUGGUCUACACGGUGACGUGGCUCUUCUUUGGGAUGAUCUGGUGGCUAAUCGCGUACAUCCGAGGAGACAUGGACCACAUAGAGGACCCUUCGUGGACUCCCUGUGUCACCAACCUCAACGGGUUCGUCUCUGCUUUUUUAUUCUCAAUAGAGACAGAAACCACCAUUGGCUAUGGCUACAGGGUCAUCACGGACAAGUGCCCCGAGGGCAUCGUGCUGCUCUUAAUCCAGUCUGUGUUGGGGUCCAUUGUCAAUGCGUUCAUGGUGGGAUGUAUGUUUGUGAAAAUAUCCCAGCCCAAGAAGAGGGCGGAGACGCUGGUCUUCUCCACCCACGCAGUGAUCUCCAUGCGGGAUGGGAAACUGUGCCUGAUGUUCCGGGUGGGGGACCUGAGGAACUCCCACAUCGUGGAGGCCUCCAUCAGAGCCAAGCUGAUCAAGUCCAAACAGACCUCAGAGGGGGAGUUCAUCCCCCUCAACCAGACUGACAUCAACGUGGGCUACUACACCGGGGAUGACCGCCUCUUCCUGGUGUCGCCCUUGAUUAUUAGCCAUGAAAUCAACCAACAGAGCCCCUUCUGGGAGAUCUCCAAAGCCCAGCUGCCUAAGGAGGAACUGGAGAUCGUGGUCAUCCUGGAGGGAAUGGUAGAGGCCACAGGAAUGACAUGCCAGGCUCGGAGCUCCUACGUCACCAGUGAGAUCCUGUGGGGUUACCGGUUCACCCCAGUCCUCACGCUGGAAGACGGAUUCUACGAAGUGGACUACAACAGCUUCCAUGAGACCUAUGAGACCAGCACCCCGUCCCUCAGUGCCAAAGAGCUGGCCGAGCUGGCCAACAGGGCAGAACUGCCCCUGAGCUGGUCUGUGUCCAGCAAACUGAACCAGCAUGCAGAACUGGAGACGGAAGAGGAGGAGAAGAACCCGGAAGAGCAAACGGAGAGGAAUGGUGACGUGGCAAACCUAGAGAAUGAAUCCAAAGUGUAGGCCCAACUGGGCCAGCCUUUCCCUCCCCCUCAGACAUGAUCCGUCCCUGUCUCUCAUUUCCCUUCUUUUCUGUCUCUUGCUUUGAUCUUGAUUUGUUUGCAUUUAAUUUUGGCAUUUCCAGAAAACAAAUCUUUAAGGUGUAAAAUACCUACCUGCCCUCUCUCAGAUGUUCAGGUGGGUAAGCAGACAGGGAUCUAGUUAAGGUACAAGGGACCUUCUUUGUGCCCAAGCCUGGUCUCCACCCACGGGGGAGACUGAGUUACUUACUCUACUGUUCAAUACAAAUCACUCAGAAGAGCUGUCAGUGUCACAAAGAGCACCACCAUAGGUCAGAGAGCAGCCGUCAGUUUUACAGAGCACAGUGCUCGCCCACACAGACACUGACGAUACGGGACCCAAGUGAGCUAAGGACAGAACACUGUACAUAGAUCUGCCCUAUGGAAUUAUUUUCUUUUUGGCGGUUAGUGACAAACCCAGCAUGCACAGAAGCACUAUGGAGCAGAACUCCUAAUAAUGUACAUAGAUGUAUCAUUCAUGUAGCUUUAGAUAAUAACUUUAGAAAUAGGAAGAAAAAAGACUCCCAAUGUACAGUAGCAUUUCUGCUUUGAAAUCUGAGUCUUCUGAUUAUUUUGACCCCCUUGACAGAUGGCCCUCUGCAUGCAUGGCCUUUGUUCCAGCCCCGAAAUGGACCGUUGCUGGGGGUACCUCUCUGUUCCCUUGUCAUUCUUCUGUUGACUCUAACAAGCCAUAGGUCUGGGGACAGUCUGGAGGUCUAACAGACGGCAAGAUCUACCAUCCAAAACCCUGAUAUACUGUGACAUAUUUACAAAAUCGGUGUCAUUUGUUUCUAGAUAAUAAGGGUCUCUCUGGCCAGCCUGGGAGGGACCAGCACCAGGCCUCUGGCACAGCCCCACAGGACACUUCUCGUGAACUUGGAGUAGAGCAGUUUAAGAAACCUUUCUGUUGAACCAUUGAUUGCUCUUCUAUCUAAUCAUGAGAAACUAUGGCCUUUUCAUGAGAGCUAUUGAGUGACAGAACAACCCUUGGGGGGAAGCCAUGGCUUCCAGGAAGGCAUGCAGUGGGUGAAUGACAGGCGCACCCCACCGGCUUCCUGCCCCUCUCUCCACCUGGCAGCCCUGACCCUGAGGGCCUAUCCUUACCAUUUCUUACACUGGGAUUUCUUUUUUUAUCUUCUGUCAUCAUUGCUGUUAAUUUAUCAUGAAAUGACCAGAAUUUGGUAUACAAAGUGUAGAUAACAGUCUUUGUGGCAACUGACAAAUCUCUCCAGAAUGUGGGAGUGGGACACUGUUUGAAAAUCUAAUGCACGUGUCUCUCAGUCAAGAGCACAAAUGCCAACAACAAUCAAACAGCUCUCUCUAUCUCAUUUUAAUCUUGAAAGAAGGAAGGAAGGAACAAACGAAGGAAGGCAGGCAGCACGUGUAAUAAUCUAAAUUCAAAAGGAAGUGAAAAGUAAGACUGGAAAGAGACUCUUCAGUGAGACCCAGGGGCAGGUGGAGAUUUUGCACUGUAGCCGAUGUUUCUCGUUGAUUUUGCAUUUAUAAACUGUUCUUUAACACCAUUGCCCACCAGAAGUAUGCAUCAAAUGGAUCUAAGUUUAUUUCAGCUCCUGCAGAUGUGCUCAGUCUGAGACUCUGCACCAUCAAAGUCAAAGAGGUCAAACUAGCUCUUCCCCUGUUUCCCUCGAGGCCCCUGACCAGACUGCACAGGACUUUGCUGUAGUCCAGGGACCUUGUCUAUAAGAGAGAUGCCCCAGGAAUAUGGGAAGUGGCUCCUCCAUCCAACACCUGGGUCUCUCUUCUCCCUCCACAGAGAUCUUGCCGCGCAGACAACCAUUUCUUGCCGCUGAUUCUGGAGAACAAAGCUGUUGGCUGUAGCCCUUCCUUGCCUGCAGCAUUCCCUUUUGGCUUUGGCUAUUUACCAGGGGAGCCUUGCACUCACUCCCUGCACUCUCAGCAGGAGGUGGAGGAAGAGGGCCUGACACAGUUCGCAGAGGCUCCAGGAGGUCUCAGGGCCUGACCUUGGCCUGACCUUGCUUUAGCCGUAUGAAAGACACCCUGAUUUGGGCACACGCUGCAGCAGCCCAGGGCAGGGCGUGUAACACAGAACAAGAUGGAGAAGGCCUGCGAGUUACCUGCUCACUUAGCUCUUGAAGACUCACUUGGCCUUUUAAAUCUAUUCCUGAGGCUUACAGGACAAAAGAUGCCCGUUGAUGGGUGGAACGAGCAGCUCUGAAGUUGGUGGCUUCCUGCCUGCUCUUCAGCUGGACAGUAGGUCUGGCCGGCACCUGUGUCACUCCCACAUCCAUGCCGUGACCUCAACAGGGUGCUCUGAGGGUAUCUCUGACCCCUGACUCUCUGUUCUCAAUGUCACUGUGGUCGGUGAUGUGAGCAAAACUAAAAGCCUGUUUGUUACAUGAGCUCAAAACCUUUAAAGGAAGGCAUUCCUAAAGGACCUUUUAUUAGAAUGUCCUUAUCAAACAUGUCUAUUUUUCUACAGUUCCUGAGAACAUGGUUUAACAGUGUAUUUUGUGUCAACUGUUCAAAUUUGAAAGGUCGUUAUGUCUGAAUUUUCUAAACAGCAAGUAGUCAAUGGGGUUUUUCAUUAAGGUAACGCAACAAAGGGGACCCCCAUGCCUGCCUUUCUAGCCCCUCUCUCCACAGCAUCUCCACCAGGACCUGUUAACACACCAAGACCCAUAACCACUGGGAGAGAUCUCUGUCUCUCCGUCUCUCUCUCUCUGAUUCUCCCUCUCUGUCCCUCUGCCUCUCUCUGUGUUUCCCUCUGCAUCUCUCUGUCUCUCUGUUUCUGUCUCUCUGCAUCUCUCUCUGUCUCUAUCUCUCUCCCCCUUCUCCCCUCCCUCUUUCUCCCCCUCCUCUUCCCUUUCUCUUUGAUGUUUUGGGCUGCUUGUGUGGUGUCUCUGAGUCAUCUUUCCCAUAAAGCACAGUGGGAUCCAUGGGCCAGAUAAGAACCUCUAACUCAAGGGUGACAGUCACCAUGGUUGACCCCAACAGAGCACAUUAGCUCCGUGAGGAAAGAGAAGGUUUGUCUGGAAGGGUGGAGCUGAAAAGAGCCUCACAGUCCUUGUUCAACUGACACUGCACUCCCUCACUGGCUCCCUGGUAGGAAGAGCAUCUGUUCACUUAUUUACAUACCGGUUUCGUGUGGUCGCUACAGCUGUUUACCCUGGGUCUCCUGGGCACACGGCAUGCCCAUGUUAACUGGUUAGAAUUGGCUCAUCCCCUCCAGCUCCUUCUAAAUAUCGUGUUGGGGUGGGGUGGUGACUCCGUGUCCAUGAAGUUGAAGUCUCUCCUCCUCUGCUCCCUUUCUCUCUGCCCCCCUCUAUUCUCUCUAGGUCUAAACUCACUGAUUUAAUUAGUUCCCUAAAAGAAUCUACCUACUGUAUCAAAAUGUUGACCUAUUUCGUAAGCACAACUUUUUUCUCUUACAGGUUUAAUUAACCAAAAUAGGACUCUGAUGUGCCUGUUUUUUCAUUAUACGCUAAUUUAAAGUUUAAUUAUGGCUUCAUUUUAAAGCCCAGAGUUCAAGUUUCUUGCUUUCUUCCCCUACCUGUUGCCUUUCUGUUUGGAUUUAAAAUGGUAUCUUGGAGUGUUUGGAGACUGACUGAGGUGUGCAAGAUGGAGUGUGCAGAUGCCUUGAAGAUCCGUGAGCACACUGGGAAAAUGCCAGAUCCUUUAGCUGAAACCGUGAAAACAUAGUCACUCACCUCUGAGACGACUUCUCAAGAGUCAAGUUUUCAUUUCCUUUCCUGACUUCAGACCCAUACCGACCAGCCUUACACAAUGUCACUUCUGUGACUCUACUUCAAUGGGUAGCCACAAAGCUGAAAAACAUAGCAACAUUUACAUAACAGAUUGAUUGAUACUACAACAGACUCAAGUAACAUUUUCUUGAGUUAGAUUUUAUGUCCAAACUGCACUUAAGAAACUGUUACCUUUACUUUAGAAUACAGCAUUCCUCUUCCCCAUGUGUGCACCCACAGCGUCUCAGGGGGAAUGUUGACUCAGGAGGUUCUGUAGACCCUGAGACUGUCGGAAGGUUGCUGAGGUUCGGACAGGAUGUGCAGCUUUGACUGUGCGAGGUAACAAUCAAACAGGCUUUCACCUGACCCUGUAAACUCAGAACACUCCCCCAAUCAUCUUGGGGCGCUCCAGGCCACAAGGAGAGGCUCAGCACUAUCGUCAGCAUCUUUACAAUAGGAGGUGUCGAGUUUGGGCAAAUUGGCCUCGAAAAAACUCCAGAUCCUAGUCCCAAAUCCAGGUCACAAGGCUGUAAGCACGGGAUGUUUUCAUUAUGAAAAUGUUUGGCACACCGACUUGCUAAGAGAGUCUAAUGGGCCGACACUAAUUUUUACAUUUAUAAACAGUUGGGAGAAAAACAAAUCGAGAAGACUUGGGGACAUAGAAGAUUCAAAUCUCAGGAGCCCAGAAUGGAACUUGGUUGGUAGAAAGCCCCAGGUUUGGUCCCCAGCACUGCAUAGUUAGUACACACACCUAGUAUAGCAUUUCAGAAGUGGGGGCAGGCAGGUCAGAAGUUCGAGGUCAUCCUCAGCAGCGUACAGAGUUUGGGAUUAGCCUGAGCUACAAGAGACCCUGUCUCAAGCGAUAAUGACAGUUCAAAUCUCGGUGCACACAUGGUUUCACUGGACACAGCAGAGCCCAUGUGCGCCAUGUUCACUGCGCACGCACAGCCUCUGGCUGCUCGACUCUGCUAGCGGAGCUGAGCAAGCACAAGAGGAUUUCGUGGCUGGCAAACGUGCGUGCUAUUACUACAUAACACUAGCCACCGUGUGGGGCGGGGCUGUCAGGGUUAAACUACCCUCACAGGCUUCUGGGAAGGUCAGAGAAGACCUCCUUUCCCAGCCGGAAUCUCCUGGAGUCAUGCGCAGAUCUGCUCCGGGAAAAUAUGCUGUGUCUUGGGGUAGAUCGCGUAGCCGGUGGCUCCCAGAGCACGGCCUUCCCUUCCCUCCCUCGCCCCUGGGCCCUGGCGCCCACCGAGCUGGAGUAAAACUCCUCAUUAUGCGCUAUACAGCAGUGGAGGGUCCUGGCCCGUCAGCUGGACGUGGCUUCUCUGCGCCCACGGCCUUUGGGGGCUACAGACGGGGUGUGCACUCCAUCUCGGGGCUGCAGCGUGGAGGAGCACCCAGUGCAGACACGCUUGCUGCUCCCUCUAGACGGAACUCGGGUUGAGCUCUGUGUUGGGAGGCCCCAAGCGGCCCUCAGCGUUUUCACCCUCUGAGGCCUCGGCGACAGGUCCAACACACCAAUGGGCUAUGCUCUGGUCUCUGUGAGCUGGGGGGAAGCAGACGGGGGACGGCUGUCGGCAAAGGCAAAACAGACCAAAUCUCGGCCGUGGAGUUUUAGAUGUGGCAUUGUUGAGAGUCACAGAUUUGAUUUACUUUUGUUCUAAGGAACCAUUUCUCAGUCAGCCAAAUUUGGGUCUUUAUCUUAACAGUUCUAUUUGAGAGAGAAAGAGAGAGUGAGUGUGUGUGUGUGUGUGUGUGUGUGUGUGUGCCACGCACGCGCUCGCAAACAUAUCAAGUUGUCUUACGAAUGUUUUCCAGGAAAUUAGGUGGGAAAGGAAAGACUUGGUGACGUUUUUGCACGUUGCGCUGUUGAGGAUAGGGGCGGCCCCACAUCCCAGGCUGCGAGCGUGACGCUGUCUGCCACAGACCGCGCACGGGCCUCUGACUCCUCAGUCUGGCAAGAAGUGACGAGGCCACACAGCCUCCAAGUCCAACACAUGAAACAGAAAUAACCGUAAAAGGAGCCAAACGUCUGCCUGGCCUCGUUGCCUUAGCGAAGAAAGCUUGAGGCGCCACGGGUCCCUGUGGGGCCGCCCACGGGAAGGGAGGGUGACGCUAGGCUCUCGGUGGCCGCCUGUUGGUGGAGCCCGGAGGCUUCGAUGAAAUGCAUCUGUGAUGGUUUUAGAGCCCCUGCCCCUAGCCGUGGCUCCUGACGUGCGUGUGGUUGGCAGACAAUGAUAGCCACAGAGCCAGCAGGUCUCAGGUCCAGAGGCACACAGGUCCCUGCAUAUAGGUCCAACACACCGAUGGGCUGUCCUCUGGGAACAGUUCAAAUUUUGGUUUAUAUAUAAACUGCAUAUAACUGACCAUCCCCAGACCGGGGCUCAGGGCCCACUGUACGAGCACUCACCAUCAAAACUGUGCUGUCAGCGUGGCCGAUCUUUCUGAGAGCACAAAGGGUUGUUUUGCUCAGGCGGUGUAAGCGCUGCCGACCAGCAUGAGUGAGAGAAACAUGACAACCGCCGGAGUUUCUAAAACCCAAACAGUGCUCAGUGUGUUCAUCCAAAGGAGCAUGAGGCCCCCAAGACUCCAAGAGUCUGAGAUCAGACCCAAGGAGAGGUGCAAGGCCCUUCAGAGCUUUCCAGUGCUAGAUGUAGUCAUAAAAUACAACUAAUGGGCCAGCCGGGGCCAGUGCCUCCGAUUCCAGCCAGCCGUGCAGCCGGCCCCUCCCGAUCUCCAUCAGUGAAGGAAGGGCACCCCCUCAGACCGUCAUAGCUCUCUCGGUGCCCCUGCCUGUGAGAGGGACAUGAGCGACACCACCCGUGCUGGGCUGGGCAGUCCACAGGCCCCCAUGCCCACCUGCUGAGGCCUCCCUGAAUGAGUGUCCCGAAGAGGGGCUGCUUCUUACAUCUACAAUGACCCCAUAGAUGUGUCUUCUGAGGACGCUGAAUUUCAAGAGUACGUGGGAGGCAUUCUCAGCUCUGCAGAGCACUUCCUGGGUCAGGAGUGAAUUUAGACCUUUGGAGUCUGUUAGGAACCAGGAACCCCAACCACAUGUAAAUCCAAUAAACCACUAAAGCGAGUGGAGAGAGUUUAAGGGACUCCCCGGAAGUUCUGAUUUCUCCAGAGUGAUUGUUAUCAGUGUUAGCACUAAUGUUUGUGUUUCUUUUUUAUUAGACACCAAAUUCUUUACACCUGAGAAAUUCUCAUUUAGAGACCUCACACUGCUGUGAGGACAGGAAGUCAGUUACUUAGAGCCUCACACGGCUGUGAGGACAGGAAGUCAGUCACUUAGAGAUCUCCCAUGGCUGUGAGCACAGGAAGUCAGUCAGAGACCUCACACGGCUGUGAGCACAGGAAGUCAGUCAGAGAUCUCCUACGGCUGUGAGCACAGGAAGUCAGAGAUCUCACACUGCUGUGAGCACAGGAAGUCAGUCAGAGACCUCUGUGAACACAGGAAGUCAGUCACUUAGAGAUCUCCCACUGCUGUGAGCACAGGAAGUCAGUCACUUAGAGAUCUCCCACGGCUGUGAGCACAGGAAGUCAGUCACUUAGAGCCUCACACGGCUGUGAGGGCAGGAAGUCACAGGAUAUCAGUCACCUUUCUGGGUAGUUGAUCCUGUCCCCUCUGUUAGGCAAGCCUCAGAGCUACCCCAUUGGAACGCGCCCUGCAGCUGAUAUGAACCCCAAGGAAGUCAAAGCAUCCACACACUUUCCCUAAAGGAGCUGCCAAAGGUCAGCUCUUGCUGUCAUCCUUGAGCAGCGCCCCGUGUGAGCCCCAUCCACCACUGACUCUCCAGACUUUACUGGAGUCUGACGCCUGGGAGCAAAUACCUAGAACACUUUGCCUUGAGACGCCUCGAGCAUGCACGGGUGUCUGCACAUCUCUGAGCCCAGUCCAGCAAGUGACCAGGUUGAGUGAGGUUCAUGCUGAAGGCACAGGUGGGCUUGCCAGGUUGGGUCUCUCUGUCUUUCCAUCCUUCACAACCAUGAUGCUCUCUUUCCCAGGAGGGUCCUGGGUGAGCGCUUUCUUGAGCUCAGCACACCCUCUAAAAUCAGCGGCAGCGGGGAGCGCACGCCCACAGGCUCUGGAGUGGCCCAAGCAUGUGCCUGCACUGGCGGAGCGCUCUCCUCUCCGCCCACAGUCUGUACAAACUGUGCUCUGGGGAGACACCGAGCACUCUGAUGGCUGUCACCAAGGAGGUGGUAUUCAGCUGCUGCCAUGGCAACCCUCCAUCUGUGAGCAUGGACCACUGCUGCACAGGCUGGAGGAGGCUUAGAGGAGGUCCCAGGGGCGGGAGCUCUGAGGGCUGAGCCGCCUGCAGGCAGCAGAGGGGACCCAGAGAGAAGAGAGUAGCCCAGUAAACGUGUGCUCGCCUAACCCACAUCUACACACACAACAGACACGCACAUGACUGCACACAUGCCUGCAGGUACACAAUCACACUUGUCUUUCUAAAACUCCAGAAACUGCAUUGACGGUAUGCAGUGUAACAAAUGUCCAAGCAAUUGCCAUUCUUCUUAAUAAGUAAACUGUUUGCCAAAUUAAGAUUGGCCAAAAACAGAUAAUGGUUCAAUAACAAGCCAUAAAAAACAUUUUAUUCCCAAGAAGGUGGACAGAGGAAGAUCAGGGGUUCAAGGUCAACCUUAACUCCAUAGGGGGUUCAAGGCCAGCCUGACAGAGACGUUAUUUAAAAAAAAAAAUGAGAGAGAGAAAUAAAUUUGACUUACAUUUUAUUAUUGAAAGUCUUAUUUCAAGUUAAAGAUAGGCAGUCAGAGCUCACAGAAUUCUGUUUCCUCUUGAGCUUGCCAUUUCCAUCUGGCUUUGAACCUGGGAAAAAGCUCCCCACCAAAGCAGAAGGCACUGGCGUGUUCAGCACGUCAGACCCGGGCUAGUGCCAGGUGGACAGACACAGGGCUGCAGCAGAGGGCACAGGACAGGGACAGGGCUGCAGCAGAGGGCACAGGGCGGAGGGAGGAGACGGGCAUGCCGGGGUGCCUGAGCUGAGGGAGCUGUGGGCGAGGGCCUGCUCGCACAGAGAGACGUCUGUGUCCACGUCUGGGCUGCAUGGCCACGCCGCUGUGCUCAGCCCCAGCCCCAGCCCCGGGCUUGCUGUAUCUUCAGGGCCGCUGGCGGAUGGAUGAGCGUUCUCCGAAACCCCGGGCCACGCUGCAGGACUUGCUCCCAUUUGGCUCUUAGUUCUGUCCCAGCAGCUGCGAGGCUCCGUGUGCCCACACAACCCUCCCAUUUACUUCUGCCCCCCUCCACUCCCACCCCAUUCUUCAGGAGCAAAGGAUCCCCAAGCACUGUGCAGUGUGGGGGGACCCCACACCUUCAUAACUGACACACUGGAACUCUAAAGCAGCCACUCUUAAACACGCAUGUGUGCUCACACCCACCACGUCCUUACACCUCCCAGUCAGGUAUAGACAGGGACACGCGUUUCCAAAAGACUAGGGCUGCGCGCUGGCUCAGCAGCUGGGGCCUCGCGGCUCCUGCAGGGGUGCCCACACGGGUAACUCCAGCUCCGGGGACAGUGCUGAGCUACGCAGGCCAGUGCACCUGAACUCACAUACCCACAGUCACACACACACACACACACACACACACACACACACGCAUUCACACACACACAGAGACAUAUACAGACACAGACACACACAGACAUACACAGACACAGACAGACAGACACACACACACACAGACACAGACACACAGACACACACAGACACACACACACAUGCACACACAUUCACGCACACACACACAGACAUACACAGACACAGACACACACACACAGACACAGACACAGACAGACACACACACACACACACGCACACGCUUGAAAUAAUAGAAGUAAAAUCCAAAAUAGGUUUCUGGAGGACGAAAGCUGAAUGAGAAGCGCCCUCUCCUGUCGCCACCGAGGCACUAGCUCUUAAGCGCUCUUACACACACAGCUGACUCACACACAGGCCGGCCCACCCCUCCCUGGGUCCUGGCUCGGCCCCUCCCAGGGAGCUGUGUGUGUGAGCCUGUCUCAAAGUUUCUUUCUUGAGUGACAGGUUCUAUUUUUUUAGAGACACUUUCAGUUCUCAGGAAAGUAAGCGGCAAGCGCCCCUCCCCCCCGCCUCCCCCACUACUCCCCUCUGUCCGGUAGUCACGUAUGAAUUUACCCAGUGCACCAUUGUCACCCACGUUCGGGGGUGAUGUCGGGGCUCACUGCUGGCCACACGCAUCGACUGAGUAAAUGUGUAAGGACGCUCCGGCUGCUAUCACGCCACCUGGAGCAGGUGGCCCGCCUUGCUCCGCUCCAGUCCCAGCGUCCCUCCCUCACAGCCGGCUCAGCCGGCUCUUCCGGAUUGAGCGUGGCUGGGCCAGGGGGGAAAGCCUGAAACCUCGUGCUUUCAUGGAGUCAGAUGCACUACCGCAGCGUCUCCAGCAGCUCCGUAGCCCUUUCUUUCCCAGCACCAAGCGUAGUCCAUUUGCUGGCCUUCUCGGGCCUUCUUUAAACAGCCACUUACUCGUGGCAUCUUGGGUGCCUGGUUGCCCACUUCCGUGAGCUAAAGCUGCUGCACGCAUCUGUGUGUUCCCUGGACAUAAGCUUUCAGCUCGUUUGGGCAAGUGUCAGGCAUCACGAAGGCUGCACUGUUUGGGAGACAUCUUCCUGUACACUGACACCAUCUGCCUGGGAGGCUCCACUGGUUGUUUUCAUUCUUCCAGGAGUGGCGGAGAGCUCCACUUGCUCCUUCCUGGUUUUGGAGUUGUGCCCUUCCGAUGGGUGUGGCAUGGUCAUGCUAUGGCUGUGUGCCAUGCACUUCCCCCUGGCAUUGAACACCUUCCCAGACACUUCCUGUCUGCCUGGAAAUCAUGCUGGAGCGUCUCUGACCCGAUCUUUUGUCCACUCUGUAGGUGGGUUGUUCAGUUUCCUAUUCUUGAACUGCAAAGGCUCUUUGCAUAUUUUGGAUCCUUGUUCUUAUUAGCGCCAUCGUUCGAAAACGCUUUCUCCACGCGGGCCGUUCUCGGAGACUGUCUUUGACUCUGCAGAAUUUUCUCAUCUCAGUGAAUUCCAUCCUGGCAGCCGUCCCCCAAGGAGGGAGCCUUGGAGCUGCAUCUACAAUGCCAUCAUCAUCUCCAGAUCCAUCCAGACUCUGUCCUGCCUCCUGGGAGCAUUGUCAUUGUGCCUGUCCCAGACCCACGGUGGCUUUGAUGGUCACAGCUUCGUGACUGCUGCGGGGUUGGCGUGCGGAUUCUUUUCGCCUUAUUCCUAGUCUAAUAGCUCCUACCUUAUGCUGAAGUGGCAGCCUUUGCUGUUCUUUCCUGCCCAGGGCGACCACUCAGCUUAUGCUGCCUGUGUCUGUGCUUUCUGGUCUCACCCUUCUCCUGUCCACCUGCUCUUUCCCCCUUACCACACUGUCCAUUGAUAUAAUGGUCGGAAGUCUUGGCUUUUGGCUGUGCCAGGCCUCUGUCCUCGCACGGCUUCUUCAAUAUUGAAUGGUAGACUUGGUCUAUUCUGGGUCUUUUGUUUCUCUUUUAAACUUUAGCAGGUGGACAUCCACAAGGUUGCCUGCUUUUCUUUGAAUUGGUAUCACAGUAACUCAAGUCGAGAAGAGAAAGCACUUGGCUGAGCUGCUUCUUCUUCCCCAGAGCAGGGAUGUAUGUCAUUUACUUAGUCCUUCAGCAUCUUUCGCCUUUUAUAGUUUUCCUCAUGAAGCUCCUGUACAUACUUUAUGAGACUUGUACCCGAGCAUUUCAUUUUUCAGGGGUACUAAUUUAAAUGCCCUUUAUAUUUUCCUCCUUGCUCAUUGCUGGCAUAUAUGAAAGCAGUUGGAUUUUGUAUACUAAUUAGUGUCCAAAAUCUUUAUACAUUUUUUUAAUAUUGGUUUUACUAAGCAUAGUGCACAUGCCUUUAUUUCCAGAACUCAGGAGUCAGAGACAGGUGGAUGCAUAUGAGUUCAAGGCCAGCCAGGGCUACACAGAGGAACCCUAUCUCAGGGAGAAAAAAAAAAAAGCUUGAGUUGUUUGUUUGUUGUUUUGUUGGUUUUCUUUAGAUGUUAUCAUCUAUAAAUGAUAACUUUUUCUUCCCUUUUAAUCUGUAUAUCUUUUAUUAACUUUUCUUGUCUUAUUGCAUUAUCUGACUUCUAGAAUCAUAUUAAAAAGCAAAGGUUCCUGUUCCAGGUCUGACAAAAAUUAACAAAAAGAAAGUUUUGAAUACUGCUCCCCUAGGUCAAGAAAUGUCUCUCUAUUCAUACCUUAUGGAGAAGCUUUUACUGUUUAUAACAGUUUUAUUAAUAACUGAAAUCAAGGCCAAAAUGUCCUGUUGUGACAAAUGAAUAAAUGAGCAUAUAUCUAAACAAUGAAGCAUUUCAAAAUUGAAACAACCCAUAAAAUCAUGGAACAAUAUAGAAUAACCUUAAAGGACUAAUUAUUAAGUUAAGAAAAAUCUUAAAAGAACAUAAUACUGUGUGAUUUCAACUAUGUGAUACUUACUGAGGACUUUUAUCAUGAAUGGUAUUUGGGUUUUAUCAAAUUCUUCUUCUGUAUCUACCAAUAUUAUCAUAUAUAAUUUUUAUUACUCUACCCACUGAUAUGGAUUAUAAGAAUUCACUUUUGCAUGUUGAACUGAUUUUCUUAUCUGGCAUAAAUCCCACUUGGUCGUGGUAUAUAAUUCUUUGCACGCAUUGUUAGAUACAAGUUGCAAGUGGUUUGCUGUUGAGGCCUUUUGGUCUUUGUUCGUGGGAGCUAUGGAUUUGUGGUUUUCAUUUACUGAAGUAUCUUCUCCUCGUUUAUUCUUAGGGUGACGCUGCACUCCUAGUGUGGACUGAGAAGUGUCUCUUCUAAUUACAUCUUCUGAGAGAGAUUACAGAGAACUGAUACAUUUUCCUCCUUAACCACUUGGAAGAAUUCACCCAGAAUGAACCCAUCUGGACCUAGUGCUUUCUGGUUGGGAAGGUCAUCAAUAAUUUACUUAAAGUCGGGGCUGGAGAGGUCACUCAGCGGCUAAGAUUGCUUUUGUUCUUGCAGACGGCCUGCUUCAGCUCUCAGUGCACACACUGUGGCUCACAAUCACCUACAACUCUAGGCCCCUUACCUGGAGCCUUCUUCUGGCUUCCAUGGCAACUGCAUGUGUGCAAUGCACGCAAACUCAUGCGGGCACCCACACUCACAAAUAAGAAUAAACCCUGUAGAGGCCCUUAGGUUAUCCAUUUCCUCUAAUGUCAGUUUCCCAGACAGUGUGUGUCCAUCAGUCACUCUGCUUCUUCCACGCAGAGGAGUGUGGAGACAUCCUUUGGUGCGCUUCUCGUGGCCGUGGGGCCGCCAUGAUGCCCCUGAGCUCUCCAGCGCUCUCUCUGAGUGUGUGUGUGUGUGUGUGUGUCGCUGCGCAAACAGAAAUGUAAUUAUUUCAUUUCAAAGAACUAGCUCUUGGUUCCAUUGAUUUUAAUUAGCUUUCUGUUUUUAAUUCUUCUGCUCCUUGCUUACUUGGGAUGUAAUUCACUCCUUCAGCUUAGAUGACUGAUUUCAGAACCCUUUUCUGCUCGAUGCACCCAAAUGCUAUGAAUUUACAUUCAGGCUCUGUUUUCACUUUGUGUCUAAACCUGUGGUUUCAUCCUACUUAGUUCAAAGUAUAUUUUUUAAACUUCUCUUGAGAUUUCUUCUGUGCCCCAUGUUACUGAGAAUUGUGUUGUUUAAUCUUAAAGUGUUUAGAGAUUCCCAUGUCUCUUUCUGUUACUGAUUUCUAGCUUAACUCUGUGUUCUGAAAGAAAACACCGUAGAAUUUUUAUAGUUUUAAUACGGUAAUGUGUGUCUAAUAGGCCAGAAUGCAAUAUCCUAAUGAAUGCUCUCUGUGACCUUGAGAAAAAUCUGUCACGUAAUGGCCAGUUCCUUUCUCUUCCAGCAAGUGUUUGAGCCUACACUCUCCAUCUCUUUCUCUGGUUCUGACAUGAGUUUCUAGUUACAGCCCAGUCAGUUCAAGUCUCCACCACUGUUAGACUCAUGGUCCCGAACAGAAUCAGCUUUUAACUUUUAACUUGCUUAAUUUUUUUUGUUUGAAAGGCUAAAAUUCAACUACCAAAAAUAUUCCUGUGUCCAGCAAUCCUCCACCAACCACAGUCUCUCCCGCCCCCUUCGACACUAGCCCAGGUAACAGGUAGGCAGGUUGUUAAGACACAGUGACCUCCUCCACAGCAGAAAAACGCUUCACGGAAGCUCAGCAUCACUGAUGUAAAAUACACACAGCUGCAUAUUAAAUGAACCCAGGUGAUGGAAGAGAUGGCUCUGUUUUUAUGGACUUGGAAAGAAGGAGAGUUUGGUUCCCCGCAGCUGUGUCAGGAGACUCACGGCCACCUGUGACUCCAGCUGUAUGGCAUCCAGUGCACCUGAGUAAGUGUGUGCAAUCUAAUGCAAACAGACACCCACAACUAAAAAUCACUUUUAGGUAACCCAGGACCAGCAUGUUCGUGGCAAGCUGUAUUCCACACAAGUCCAGCCCUGUCCCGCUGGAAACAUGCAGGGAGGGAUUUCAAGGCCGUGUCGGUACUAAGCCAAACACAUCCUCCAGGAGAAGCUUAGGCCUUAGGAAUACUGAGCGGCCCUCCCACCUUUGAGCUGUAAUGCGCUUUUACAACCUUGCUUUUCUUUUUCUGCCAUGUUUCAAAAGCAGAAAAAGAAAUCCUUCUCACUAUUAGUUUAAAAAUAAUGACUUGUAUGUUCCUUUCCCAGGAAAGGGCCAGAUGCUUGCUGAGUAAAAUAUGUCUUUUCUCUGUAAGCUAUUUCCUAGGAUAGGAAAAAAACAAAAGUAUUCUGAAAAAUCCAUGACUUCAAAAGUCCAUUAUCAGUGCCAAAUUGUCAACAUCGUUUUGUCAUGGUUCUAUGAAAUGGAGGGUAAGGCUGGGUCUGGUCUGGAGGAACUUACUUACUUGUGCCUCCGUGGAUCAUGGAGACCUCACCAAACUGUCCCACAGACCUGUCAGGCAAAGUCAGGAAGCCCUGGAACUGGGUUUUGAAGUUGAGAUGUCAAGGUCCCCACUGGAAUCCAUUCCUAAAGAACACAAGGGCGGGAGCUGGGCUGGGAGGUUCAGAUUGCCUGCUGCUCUUCCAGGUGAACCAAGUGUGGCUCCCAGCCCCCAUUUGGGCAGCUCACAACUGCCUGUAACUCCAGCUUCAGAGGAUUAACCCUCUCUUCUGCCAUCCUCAGGCACCCACAGGCAAGUGGCAUAAACUCACAGGGACAUGCACACACGUAAGUUAAAGUUAACAUUAAAAAUGUCUUAUAAAAACAUAUAAACGCAAAUAGACUUAAUCCUCAGCUUUGUCCCUGCAACUUCCCUAAGAACUUGAGUUUUUGUAAAAGAUUUAUGUCCUACAGAGAAGGAAGUUGCCAUUCUCAGACCUGCGUCAGUCUUCAAGGUUGAGAGCAUGCCCAAACAUUUUGUUCUAAAAGAUCCAAGCAGCUAACUAAAACUAGACAAGGUCAAGGGCCCGUGCAAGGCGUUCUGGACUGUGUCUGAGUGUUGGCUAUGGACAAUCAUGGGCAACGUCUUGAGCAAGGCAUGCUGGGAACGCUGACACACAGUAACGUCUUCCACUGUCCUACGGCCACCAGCUCUUACUGAGCGGCCACACAAACCCCUGGGAACAAAUGCUGAUCUCCACAUCACAUGGGAAGGAAGUGCGUCUAGUUUUAGGGCCAAGACUGUUUAAUCCAGGGUGACCUGCAGGAGCAGCUGCUGGAAUUUAAGACAGCAAGGGGGCCUCUGCGUAGACAGUUGGGCUCGCAGUGUGUGGCAGGAAGGACAUAGCUCGAUAUUCCUUGAGGCCUGGGCAGCUUUGGGAGUGAGAGCUCCAGGGAAAGGCGUGCCUCGUGAGGGGCCAGCUUGGGGCAUCACGGUGUGGUGGCAGAGGACUAGAGGACAGCGCCUAGGCUGCGCCAGGAUAGAUGGCUUCCCAGGGGCUUUGGUAAAAAGACAUUGUAAAAACUGGUGCUAAAUCGUAGAAGAUUCUGAGCCGAAGGUGGAGGAACACAGUUUAUUAAAGCCAUCACAGUGCCAAAACAGCUCCUAACUCUUUAAGGUUGAACAGGACAGUUUCCACUGAAGUGAAGCAGGAUGUCCUUGACACAGCCAUCAAGCUCUCCCAAAUAUUUCAGUGAAUCUGUUUAAAAAAAAAAAAUAGGAAAAAGUGGAAUUUCAGUGGCAUGAAAUAGUAAAUUAUAAGCCCAGCAAAACCAUAUGCAGCGAACACUGGAACCUUCACCGUAGCUUUCUUUAAGCAAAAACCAGUGAUAGAGAUGCACACCAGAGAGAAACAACACCUUCCCAAAGCUCCUGUCAAGGCUUCCACUUCUCUCACAGUAAAGUAGCUGAUACCUGCUUCUGAGGCCAUUGCUGCCAACCUCCCCACCAGCUUUCUAAACAAUGAAAGCCAGGCAGAGCUGCAGUUCUGGUUUGGCUCCUGACCCCCUUUCCGAUCCUUUUGUAACUCCCUCUACUCAGCUCCAAGUAUGUCUGCGCACGGACACCGAGGCGAAAGCAUGCUAAAUGCGAAAGCACAAAUUAUGUAUUGAGAAAUCUCUACAAUGCCAAAUUUUUUUAGAAUAUAUAUAUAUAUAUUUAAGAACUUGCUGUGUUAGGGAAACUGUUUACAUAUUGAGGUGUUCCUCUUUUUUUGACUGGAACAAUAAAAGAAUAAUUUGAUAUG